CUCCUCAGUUCCUCCAGACCCAGACUGCUCAGCAACAUCUCCCUCCUUUUGCUGGGGAGCAGAGGAGAGGAGAAGAAACAUCUCUCGUCUUCAACCACGUCACUGUGCUCAAAUAUAACAGCAAAAACAAGAGAAACAGUCCCAGCAUCAGUAGCACAUACCAACAUUUUUACAGGAUUGUCAACCUGAAUUACUUAUGAUUUGGCUGUUGGAUUUUCAUUGUUUAACAUCACAAACUUUAUCAUCGUCACUACUAUAUCAUCAUCAUUGUCCUUGUCUUCAUCCUCCUUACCAUCAUCAUCAUCAUCUACAACAACUUCUAUCUUCAUCUUGAAAGCAGUCUCACCAUGUAUUUGGAGAACAAAAGCAACCUGGAGAUUGAGAUGUCUCAGACGUCAGCCCAGGGCCAUCAAGGCAGGAGCAGCCUGAGGUCACCAGAGGCCGUCGCAGGGAACUUUGGGGAGCUGCGUCUGCUGCAGGGCAUCUCAGAGAGGAGAGACACCGAGAAGCUUCAGCAGUCUGCAGUUCUUUCCUCAGGACAGGGUGUCAUCCAUACUGAGGGCUUUGUACCUGUUCGACAAGAGGAUGGGCACAAUUUCAGCGUGGUUAAUAUUCUCAGAGGAAAAUCUAAUUCAGCCAACAUUACAGAGAGGUCGCCUCUGCUGAGAUUCUCUCAAGAUGACAGUAUAACCUACAUGACCCUGCAUGACCCCAGCUUUGUUGGAGGGGAAGAGCCCUGGGACAAUGGCUCCUUGGACCUGGAGAGAAGGUAUCGGCUGGGCAGUGAGGUCACCAGCCUGUCCCGCUCUGGCUCCACGGAGAAGAACGACCCUCUGGACAACCUCAACCUCAACUUCAGACUCACCAGUAGUAUGAGAUGCUGCUUCAGAGCCUCCAAAAUUGCCACAAUCUUUACUAUUGUUGUUCUCUGCAGUCUGUUCUUCAGCAUGUAUCCAGAUCGAGACAACCCCUGGAGGAUGUUGGCAGUCUCUUCAACAGACAGUUUCUCAAUGAACCUGACAGAUUUCAGAGACAACGCUUUGCUGAAGCUCCAGGUGGGAGGGCCUUUCACAGGAGGGAUGAUCGACCUCACUAACCAGGAGUACAUCCUGAUCCAGGUGGAGCAGACUGAGCAGUCGGGACAACGAAGGAGGAGGACUCAGCAGGUGAUCCAUAAUUGGACCAUUCCUCUACAUGGUGAACGAAGUGACCAGAUACUAUUAACAAAAACAUUUGAGAUGCUCAGCAGUGACCCCAUCGUCAUCACGGUUCAGGCCUUCCUGCAGGAUAACGAGGUGGUGCCGUUAUCCAUGACCCACCAGUCACUCUACGUCAGUGUGGAGACACAGGUGGCCAUCGCUGGAAUCAUCCUGGCUGGGGUUUAUGUUCUCAUAAUCUUUGAGAUUGUGCACCGCACUCUGGCAGCCAUGCUGGGAUCUUUGGCAGCCUUAGCUGCUCUGGCUGUCAUUGGUGAUCGGCCCAGUCUGGUUACUGUGGUAGAGUGGAUUGACUAUGAGACGCUGGCUCUUCUGUUUGGCAUGAUGGUACUGGUGGCCAUUUUUUCAGAGACUGGCUUCUUUGAUUAUUGUGCUGUGAAGGCUUACCAAUUAUCCAGAGGAAGAGUGUGGCCAAUGAUCAUCAUCCUCUGUCUCAUCGCUGCCAUUCUUUCUGCUUUUCUGGACAAUGUGACCACUAUGAUGCUUUUCACCCCUGUCACCAUAAGGUUGUGUGAGGUGCUUAAUCUAGACCCCAGACAUGUCCUGAUUGCAGAAGUAAUCUUCACCAACAUUGGAGGGGCUGCCACAGCUGUCGGAGAUCCACCCAAUGUGAUUAUAGUAUCAAAUCAGGACCUGCGCAAAGAAGGGAUUGAUUUUGCCAGUUUCACAGGCUACAUGUUCCUUGGAAUAUGCCUCGUCCUUUUCACCUCCUUUCCUUUCCUACGGAUGCUCUACUGGAACAAAAAACUCUACAACAAAGAGUCCAUUGAAAUAGUUGAACUCAAGCAUGAGAUCCUGGUUUGGAGGCAGACGGCUCAGCGCAUUAACCCUGCCAGCCGAGAGGAGACAGCUGUGAAAUGCCUCCUGAUGCAAAAAGUCCUCAACCUGGAAAGUCUGCUCCGCAAGAUGAUGAAAACCUUCCAAAGACAAAUUUCUCAAGAGGAUAAGAACUGGGAGCAAAACAUUCAAGAAUUGCAAAAAAAGCACAGAAUAACUGACAAGGUUCUCUUGGUGAAGUGUGUGUCUGUCCUUGGCGUGGUGAUCUUCAUGUUCUUUCUCAACUCCUUCCUUCCCAGCAUUCAUCUUGAUCUCGGUUGGAUUGCUAUCCUGGGUGCACUGUGGCUUAUGGUUCUGGCCGACAUCCAGGAUUUUGAGAUCAUCUUGCACCGUGUGGAGUGGGCCACAUUACUGUUCUUUGCUGGCCUCUUCGUUUUGAUGGAGGCUUUAGCCCAGCUGCAGCUUAUCGACUAUAUUGGAGAACAGACAGCGCUGCUUAUAAAAGCGGUGCCAGAAGACCAGCGCUUGGCUAUAGCCAUUAUCUUGGUGAUGUGGGUCUCAGCUCUGGCCUCUUCUCUCAUAGACAACAUUCCCUUCACUGCCACCAUGAUUCCAGUUCUAAUCAACCUAAGUCAGGAUGCAGAUGUGAACUUGCCAGUAAAACCUCUCAUCUUUGCCUUGGCCAUGGGAGCCUGCCUUGGGGGAAAUGGCACAUUGAUAGGAGCAUCAGCCAAUGUUGUGUGUGCAGGAAUUGCUGAACAACACGGCUACGGCUUUUCCUUCAUGGAGUUCUUCAGGUUAGGAUUCCCCAUGAUGAUAAUGACGUGUAUGAUCGGCAUGUGCUACCUGCUGGCCACCCACAUCGGACUAGGAUGGAACAUGUAAUCUACAACUGCCGUACAGUCAGAGACUGUGUGUUACAACAACAGUGCAUGUGUGAUACGUAACUUGAUUGACUGAUCAGAUUACAGGCACUAUAUGAAGCACGGCAGCCAUAUUUUAGAAAAUGUCUUUGACUAAAGUGGAGACCAGCUGGGACCAGAAUUACAGGAGCUGUGACCAAAAUCCACAAAUGUGAGUGUGAUGCAUUUAGUUCUUGGUGACAGGUCCAGUGUCACCCUGUUGAGUUUUACCAGCUUUGUCAAAAACUUGAACCUUUUGUUCUCAGCAAAGAGUCAAUCCAAGGGAAGAAAAUGUGUCUUUACUGAAAAAAAAUGGUCCCACUUCAUGAUGCUGUACAUGGUGCUAUUGCCUCAGUGGGUACAACUGGUGUAAGUGACUCCAGCUAUGCCCCCUGAUGUCAGACUGUUCAUUCUUUUGGAAAUCUAUGUGGUCUGUUUACAAAAAGCAACAACUCAUUUAUCUACAAAUGUUUUACACUGAUUUGCAUUUUGAGACAUUUAAGACACUGAUUAAUUUGUUUUAGGCAAACAUUUCAACCAUGGUUUACCAAACUUAUGUUGAUAUUUUAAAGGAACCACAAUACCCAGUGAAAGGGAUUUUAUAAAGGUUAAUGUCUUAUAUUUUUGUCAGCUGCCAAAAUCUCAAUGCCUUGUGAAUGAAUCUGAAAAACGAAUAAAAUUGGAGGGUAGCAGAAUGAUUAAAUAUAACAGAUGUAGACUGUUAUCUAAACAAUGUAUACUAUCUAGCACUAAUACCUAGAAAAUAUUUAAUCAUGUAAAUGGUCUUACAUGGAACGGACAACAUUUUCCUACCUUGUCCAGUUGAACAAAAUCAACAAACAAUAAAGGUUGGGAUGUUUCUGCUUUUCA
Messenger RNA from Siniperca chuatsi (mandarin fish), 3766 nucleotides. It is a transcript of the gene oca2, whose product is annotated as oculocutaneous albinism II. NCBI's taxonomy places the organism in Eukaryota, Metazoa, Chordata, Actinopteri, Centrarchiformes, Sinipercidae. The record is from RefSeq and is a predicted model, not a curated record. Gene Ontology annotation, cellular component: melanosome membrane. The transcript has 24 exons. Gene Ontology annotation, biological process: transmembrane transport; melanin biosynthetic process; melanocyte differentiation. Bases 348 to 2879 code for a protein of 843 amino acids.